AUUUUACCGUAUUAAGAGCGCUAAAGCAAUCAUGCAUGUACAGAAGACUGAAGCCCCCAGUCUUGUGCCACACUCGUCUGCCUCAACAACUACAACACAACAAAGGAAUCACCAUCAAGCUCAGACCUUUCACUGCUUUUCUUCUCACUUUGUAAGAAUUAGACUAACCCUUUUGUUUAAAUUCAUCUUCUUUCAUCGAAAUCUCUUGUAUCUUCUUCAAUUCUUCAAAUCUCAUUUCAUUAGCUCAAGAAAGAAAAAAAAUAUAUGACAAAUACAAAAAGGUUAAGAGCUAGUUCACGAUCUGGGUCUUCUUUAAAGUUCCCCAAUUUUGCUUAUUUCAUUCCCAAUUUGUACUGAAACUCUUUUGUUAAAAUUAGGGUUAGUGCCUCUUUCAUGUUUUAGGGCUCGUAUACUAUGGUAGCCAACUAAAUUAGAGAUUUUUAAGGUUUUGGGGUCUUCUUAUUAGUUUAUCAUGUGUUACUCGUGAGAUGGACUGUUAAAGGAUGUUAAAGGCGUCCUGGUUUUAGAUUUGUUUUCUGGUUAAAGAUAGUUAUGUCAAUGAACAAUAAUAACCCACCUAAGAACCUUGGGGCCUCUUCCUCGCCCUUUGGUAAUGCUGGUAUGGUUCCCUCAUCCAUGGGACAAAAUCCCAACUUUCCCCAAUCACAAGGUCAACCUCAAAUCCCAGCUGGCUUUCAAGGACAAUAUCAGUUAUCCCAAUCACAAGCACAGGCUAUAGCCCAUGCACAGUCAAAAGCUCAGGCCCAUGCCCAAGCUCAGGUUCAAGCAGCUCAUGCUCAAUUCCAAGCUCAGUUGCAAGCUCAGGGUCUAUCCCUUAACCAGAACCAAGGGAUUGUGAACAUGGGCUCUUCUUCACCUAACCUUUCGACGCCAGGUAGUUUAGGUAUGAAAAGAAUGCCUCAGAAACCUCCUGUACGCCCUCCUGGUUUUUCGCCUCCAAACAUGAUGGCGCCUAUGAGAACAAUGGAACUCACGCCUGCAGCUCGUAGAAAGAAGCAGAAGCUUCCCGAGAAGCAGUUACAAGAUAAAGUAGCAGCCAUUCUGCCCGAAUCUGCUCUGUAUACUCAGCUUCUUGAGUUCGAGAGUCGUGUUGAUGCUGCUCUUACCAGAAAGAAAGUUGACAUCCAAGAGGCUCUUAAAACCCCGCCUUGCAUUCAAAAAACCCUUCGCAUUUACGUGUUCAACACUUUUGCAAAUCAGAUCCGUACCAUACCAAAAAAGCCUAAUGCAGAGCCUCCAACUUGGUCUCUAAAGAUAGUUGGGCGGAUCUUGGAAGAUGGAAUAGAUCCUGAUCAGCCUGGUGCUGUUCAGAAAACAAACCCCUUGUACCCGAAGUUCUCAGCUUUCUUCAAAAGAGUAACUAUUUCGCUUGACCAGAGACUUUACCCUGACAAUCACAUCAUAGUAUGGGAAAAUGCUCGAGCGCCAGCCCCUCACGAAGGAUUUGAGGUGAAGAGAAAGGGGGAUAAAGAAUUUAGUGCGAAUAUACGGUUGGAAAUGAACUACAUUCCUGAGAAGUUUAAGCUAUCACAACCUUUAGUGGAAGUUCUCGGUGUUGAAGUUGAUACCCGCCCAAGAAUAAUUGCUGCUAUUUGGCAGUAUGUGAAGGCAAGAAAGUUGCAGAACCCACAUGACCCUUCAUAUUUUAAUUGCGAUCCGCCUCUUCAGAAAGUUUUUGGGGAAGAGAAGAUGAAAUUUACUAUGGUUUCUCAGAAGGUCUCUCAGCAUUUGUUCCCUCCACAACCAAUUCAUUUGGAGCAUAAGAUAAAACUUUCAGGAAAUAGUCCUGUGGGAAGUGCUUGUUAUGAUGUGUUGGUUGAUGUUCCUUUCCCAAUUCAGAGAGAAUUGUCUGUUCUUUUGGCCAACUCAGAAAAGAGCAAGGAAAUCGACGCCUGUGAUGAAGCCAUAUGUGGAGCAAUUAGAAAAAUCCUCGAGCACCGCAGGAGGCGGGCUUUUUUCCUUGGGUUUAGUCAGUCACCGGUGGAAUUUAUCAACGCUUUAAUAGAAUCCCAAAGCAAGGAUCUGAAGCUUGUAGCUGGAGAAGGAAGUCGAAGUGCUGAAAAGGAGCGUCGGUCAGAUUUCUUCAACCAGCCAUGGGUUGAAGAUGCUGUUAUCCGUUACUUGAAUCGCAAGCCAAUUACCGGAAGUGAUGCCCCUGGAAGUGCAUGAAAUGGGAUUCUUGAGCUCAGUCUCAGUUUCAGCCUCAGCCAAAGAUGGCUUAGUAGCAAUUAGCAUCCUCAAUGCAAUUUUUUGUGUAGGAAUGGAGAAAUGUAAUGAAGAUAUAUUGCUUCUGAGUUGGGUAUGAUUUAUGUACAAAUAGAGUAUAAUAGUGUUUUUAAUGUAUGCUUGAUUUGUAAUUUAGUUUGCUUCAGACCCAUAUUCUGUGUAUUUCAAUUAAGUUAUGGCUUUGAUAAAUUUCCAUUGGAUUAUCAAUCAAUCAACCACGCAAGUCUUUCCUAUUCC
Molecule: messenger RNA, 2484 nt
Organism: Cannabis sativa
Lineage: Eukaryota; Viridiplantae; Streptophyta; Magnoliopsida; Rosales; Cannabaceae
Product: SWI/SNF complex component SNF12 homolog
Exons: 3
Coding region: 553-2190 (545 amino acids)
Biological process (GO): regulation of transcription by RNA polymerase II
Cellular component (GO): nucleus; SWI/SNF complex
Source: RefSeq, a predicted model, not a curated record